AUGCGAAUCGCCAGAGUUCUGGUUAGGUUCCAGGUUGUCUUGUUUCGUGAAGACAUUUUGUGGCUCAAAAUGAAAUUUAACUUGGGUGUUGGCGAUGAGCAGUUGCUACAGCUUUUGUCUGACCUCCUCAAAAAGGACAGACAGCAGUGGAAGGCCAAAUUUUUCCGUAGGCAUGGAGAUACAAAUGUUACAGGUUGCCAGCGGGAUUGGGCUGCUUCCUGGUUGGUGAGCAUCAAUAGGAAUUUCCAGUUUACACCAGAAACCUUAUCAUUGGCCCUGAGUCUCAUGGAUCGGUUUCUCAAUUCUGUUAAGGUGCCACCUAAGUAUCUCCAUUGUGUGGGGAUAUCUUGCUUCUUCCUGGCAGCAAAGACAAUGGAAGAAGAUGAGGUUGUUCCCAACACCCAGAUUUUGGCAGCAGAAAGUCAGUGUGGCUGUAGCGUGUCCGAGAUUCUACGCAUGGAGAGAGAAAUUCUCAGCAAACUUGAUUGGAACCUGCGUCACGUUCACCAUAUUGAUUUUCUCCAUGCUUUGCAUGCAUUGUUGCUGUCUAUGUAUCCACAAUACUUAUGUCUUGGAAACAUGACACCUUCUCGACAACUGUCUACCUUAACGUCCAAGCUUUUUCGCUUAUUGUGCAGCCAUAAGUUCAUGGUUUUUCGGCCAUGUGUUCUCGUCCUGUCGUUGCUCAGUCUUGAGCUGGAGACUUAUGUUCCACAAUCAUGGCUUCAACUCACGAUGAUAUUACAAAGACUCACUGAAAUUCCUACAGAACAGUUGGUCCAUUGUAGGGAAGAAUGCAGCCGUCAACUGAGUGCAAAAUUUCACUUGCCCAAGCCACCUGUGCUUUAUGCACGCAGGAAGCGAGUUUGUAUGAAACGUCGGGUUGAGCAAAUUGAAGUGGAUGAGAUAUAUGACUGCAUCAAACAUUUGUACAACGAAGAUGACUUAGCCAAAAGUAAAUCAUCAGACAAAGUCCUUCCGCUAUCUUGCAGCACAGAACUGCGGCAGUGUGUUGAUGAUGUGCCAGUCCAAACUAUUGCUGCCACCUAA
Acanthosepion pharaonis is the source of this 1050-nucleotide messenger RNA. Lineage: Eukaryota; Metazoa; Mollusca; Cephalopoda; Sepiida; Sepiidae. The record is from the annotation of a GenBank genome assembly.